Molecule: messenger RNA, 1071 nt
Organism: Daldinia childiae
Lineage: Eukaryota; Fungi; Ascomycota; Sordariomycetes; Xylariales; Hypoxylaceae
Product: Guanine nucleotide-binding protein alpha-3 subunit
Exons: 6
Coding region: 1-1071 (356 amino acids)
Biological process (GO): adenylate cyclase-activating G protein-coupled receptor signaling pathway
Cellular component (GO): heterotrimeric G-protein complex
Molecular function (GO): G protein-coupled receptor binding; GTP binding; G-protein beta/gamma-subunit complex binding
Source: RefSeq, a predicted model, not a curated record
AUGAUGGGGGCUUGCAUGAGCUCCAAUAAGGAGGAAGAGGAGCAAAAGAAACGGAGUCAGGCUAUAGACCGCGCACUCGAUGAGGACUCGAAGAGGUUAAGGCGAGAAUGCAAAAUUCUUCUACUAGGAUCCGGCGAGAGCGGAAAAUCAACAAUUGUCAAGCAGAUGAAGAUAAUACACUUGAAAGGCUACUCGGAAGAUGAACUAUUCAACUACCGCGCCACGGUCUUUAAAAACCUGAUCGAAUGCGCCAAAGCCGUUAUUAUCGCGAUGGACCAAUUCGAUAUCGAGGCGAGCAGUGAGGAAACCAAAGAGUACUGCGACUAUUUGCUAGGAUAUACGGUCGAAUCAGGCCCAUCAGCACAUAUCGAACCCAAGGUUGCGACGGCAGUACAAGCCUUAUGGCACGAUCCAUGCAUCGAGCGACUUAUGCAGCACGCCACGGAAUUCUACUUGAUGGACUCAGCCGAGUAUUUCUUCGACGAAGUAUCGCGAAUUUGCGCCCAGGAUUACCUACCAAAUGAAAUGGAUGUCCUCCGCGCGCGGACGAAGACGACCGGUAUCUACGAAACCCGAUUCCAGAUGGGAGCUCUCAGUAUUCACAUGUUCGAUGUUGGUGGGCAGAGGAGUGAGCGUAAGAAGUGGAUACACUGCUUCGAGAACGUGACGUCUAUCAUAUUCUGCGUGGCGCUGAGCGAAUACGAUCAGGUGCUGCUCGAAGAAAGUAGCCAGAAUCGAAUGAUGGAAAGCUUGUUGCUAUUUGACUCGGUUGUCAACUCGAGAUGGUUCAUGAGAACGAGCAUAAUACUGUUCCUGAACAAGGUUGACAUAUUUAAAGUCAAGCUUCCUAGAUCGCCGUUGGGUAAUUAUUUCCCAGACUACUCCGGGGGCAACGAUGUGAAUAAAGCUGCAAAAUACCUGCUAUGGAGAUUCAACCAGGUUAAUAGAGCUCACCUGAAUUUAUAUCCUCACUUAACCCAAGCAACAGACACAUCCAACAUUCGGUUGGUAUUCGCGGCCGUGAAGGAAACGAUACUUAAUAAUGCGCUGAAGGACUCUGGCAUCUUGUGA